AUGCAGGCAAAAGCGGAAUAUAUGGCACGACUUCUUAAGGAAAAAGAAAAUUUGAGAGCACUUCCAAACACUUUCCAAUUUAAGCAUGCUGUUCGUCUCGUUGAUGAAGAGAUUGCUAAAAUUCGUGAAAGUAUGGAACGAAUGACGGAGAUAAAUGAAGAAAGAACAGAUAGAGCGGAAACAACAACAGCAUCAGAAGUACAAAUACAUCAAGAAGCAACCACUGAUAAACCAUUACAAGCAGCAAGUGGAAAAAAAGUUUUCCUGCAAGAGAAAAUAUUCGUUCCAGUGAACGAAUAUCCUAAUUACAAUUUUGUUGGGCGUAUUCUUGGUCCACGCGGAAUGACAGCAAAACAACUUGAGGAGGAAUCUGGUUGUCGUAUUAUGAUUCGUGGACGUGGAUCGACCCGUGAGGGCAGCUCAAGUCGUCAAACUAUCUACAAUGAUAAUAUGAAGGAAGAAUUGCAUAUAUUAGUGCAAUGCGAAGAUUUCGAAGAAAGAGCAAAGGAAAAAAUAAAACGAGCUGUUGAAUGUAUCCGUUAUAUGCUUAUUCCACCGCCAGAAGGUGAAGAUGAGCUAAAACGUAAGCAAUUAAUGGAAUUAUCGAUCAUUAAUGGUACCUAUCGACCAACUAUUGCUUCCCGACUAGCGCUUCGUAAUCGUUCGCUACUGCCAGCAAUCAAUUUUGGCCAAAAUGGAAUGGAGAAUGCAGUCCGCGGAAUGAACAAUCUUCCGAUAUUUGCAAAUGGAAGCAAUGAGGGUGAUAGACGUUCUACAUUCUAUGAUCCCAGGUAG
Cercopithifilaria johnstoni is the source of this 795-nucleotide messenger RNA. The record is from the annotation of a GenBank genome assembly. NCBI's taxonomy places the organism in Eukaryota, Metazoa, Nematoda, Chromadorea, Rhabditida, Onchocercidae.